UGUGCGUCUCCCCCGCGCGCAGGCGGCCGUGGUAUAGCCCAAGGCGGAAGCGGCUCUCGGACGCCACUGGCUCGCGAGCGCAGCUAUGGCUGCAGGCGUCCCCUGUGCGGUUGUCACUAGCUGCUCCUCCACCUUCUCCGGAGACCGGCUGGUCCAGCAUAUCCUCGGAACAGAAGAUCUUGUUGUGGAAGCAGCUGCCGAUGCUGUGAGGUUUUAUCCCUGGACCAUUGAUAAUAAAUACUACUCAGCAGAUAUCAAUCUGUGCGUGGUGCCGAACAAAUUUCUCAUCACUGCAGAGAUCGCGGAGUCUGUCCAAGCAUUUGUGGUGUACUUUGACAGCACACAAAAGUCUGGUCUUGAUAGUGUCUCCUCAUGGCUUCCACUGGCAGAAGCAUGGUUACCUGAAGUCAUGAUCCUGGUUUGUGACAGAGUGUGUGAAAAUGGUGUAAACCGACAAAAAGCUCAAGAAUGGUGUAUCAAGCAUGGCUUUGAAUUGGUAGAACUUAGUCCAGAAGAGUUGCCUGAGGAGGAUGAUGACUUCCCAGAAUCUACAGGAGUAAAGCGAAUCGUUCAAGCCUUGAAUGCGAACGUGUGGUCCAAUGUGGUGAUGAAGAAUGAUAGGAACCAAGGCUUUAGCCUUCUUAGUUCAUUGGCUGGAGCAAACCAUAGCAUUGGAUCAGCAGAUAUGUGUGCCUCAGAGCAGCCCCAUUUGCCAGCAGCAGCGAGGACUGAAUCUCCCUUGGAUCAUCGGGGCAGUGCAUCUAACACAACAGACACUCGGGCUGAGACCAUCGCGGGUAAGUUCCUCCUUUGGCUGCCAGGAGACUGCUCUGUGGAACUUGGAAGAGAUCCCAUGUUAGAUCUGGAUAUUCAAGAAUUAGCCAGUCUUACUACUGGUGGAGGAGAUUUGGAGAAUUUUGAAAGACUGUUUUCAAAGUUAAAGGAAAUGAAAGCUUUAGAACAUCCGUACACUCCAGACUCUCCUGUGCUAUUAAGCGAAUUUCUUAAGGUCUGUUUUCCCCCUAGACAAGGCUGCGACGCUUCCUCACGAGCAAAGAAAGUUGCAUGCAGAAAAGGUGGCCAAAGCCUUCUGGAUGGCAAUUGGGGGAGACAGAGAUGAAAUCGAAGGCCUUUCCUCUGAUGAAGAACACUAAGUCGCCCACACUAGGAUUUGACUGCCUCAGACUCUUCCCUACUGCACUCAGUUCUGUUUGGCCAGACUUCCCAGCAUCCUGUUGGCCUCCUGACUUAGUUCUAGGGCUGCCUUACUUUUAGUUUUUAGUAGGGGGUAGUGGGGCUUUUCUCCCUCAGUAUAGUGGAAGGGAGUGAGGAAGGUAAUGCCAGCAAGGAGUGACAGUUUUCCCAGUACAGAGGCCUGGGUGGUUUGCCCCAGCUGCAGGAGGAGGCCACCAUGCCAUUCCCGGCCCACCUUUCGCAGAGUGUCCUCUGCAGUCACACUCUGUCACUGUGGAUCAGGAACUGGUGCCGCCUUUCCUCAGGCUUCUGGAUUUUCCGCCUGCAGGGAGCUUGCCCACCCUGAGCUUUGGUGCUUUCGAUGGUAGGGAAGGAAGCAGCAGACUUGAUUUGUGCCACGCAAUAGGUGGGCCUGGAGUCACUGGCUCUCAGCUCAGUCUCGUGCAAAAAAAUGUCUCUGGCUGUUUCUUGUGAAAGAGUGUCUCAGCUCACACCAGAAACUACUGAGAAACGAGGGUGAAUUUUUAGACAAUGAUAGAGGAGGCCAAGGUGUCCUCCUCUGGUAGGGAUAAACAAACCCAUCUACCAGGUUGCUCUUAUUGUGGGGGGCGUGGUUUGUGUUUAAGAGAGAGAAAGAAACUUCAGGAAUUCCCUGUUCUGGGCCACUGAAGCGGUCUGUGACCUUAAUCUGGAGGCUUUUGCAUUAGUCCUACCAGGAGGAAACUCGUCUUCCUGAGAGCUCGUGAGACAUCAGAGCUGUGCUGUCACACUUUAUACCCUCAAAACAAGGCAACUUUCCCCUCUUUGUCUCUGAGAACCCAACAGAUCACUGCCAGCACAGUCACACUGCAGGGUGCGUGAGCCAGAGAAGGAGGGAAAGGAUGUGAGAGGUCAGUGUGACGUGCAGGGCUCGGAGUGGGGGCUCAGCUUCGGGGGAGCCGAUCCCCACAGGGAACGUUUCCUAAAGAAGGGUGGGAAAUACAGCAAAUAAAAAUCCCUACUUCUGUGUUUGUAGACACUUGGGAAUGUAUGCCAUUGACCUUCACUGUGGUAGCCAUUGUCACAGUUCUAGACUGGCGCAUGGUGCCCCAACUGGCUGAUGCUGGCGAACAGGCUGACAGCCCCUCCUGGCUUAGCGUGGACUGCGAACUCCUUAGGUCACCAGCAGAAACAAGCUUCAGACCCCUCUGUGCCCCGCUAAUCUCUGCAGAAGGAAUGGCGGGAGGAGUGGAAUGCUCCAGGCCCUGGGCCAGGGCAGCCUUGACCAAGGAGGGGACGGUUUCAGUGAUUGGAGCAUUCAGGAAGAGCCAUCAUUGCAGGCAACAUUGGCAGUUAUCUUGCUUGGUGACCCUUUCUCCCCCCUUUCCUUCUUUUUCCCCCCUCCCUCUUUUAACUAUUCUGAAGGUCUUUGAGACAAUAGUUGAUCACCAUUCCAUCAUCUUUGAGGUGGCUGCAUUAGCUGUUGAUAAGAAUGCAAGGGAGGUUGGCUCUGGGGUUGCAAAAUGAAAGGCAGAAUAUUCUUAAAACAUGAAGGGUUUCAGAAAAUAUAUCAGGUCACAUGGUUAGGGAACACAGACUAGAAAAAGCUGUGAAUGUGAUUUUCUGGAUUAAACAAAGCCAGGUGAUUAAAAUAUUUAU
Lutra lutra (Eurasian river otter) is the source of this 2832-nucleotide messenger RNA. It is a transcript of the gene AAGAB, whose product is annotated as alpha and gamma adaptin binding protein. NCBI's taxonomy places the organism in Eukaryota, Metazoa, Chordata, Mammalia, Carnivora, Mustelidae. The transcript has 10 exons. The record is from RefSeq and is a predicted model, not a curated record. The coding region runs from base 86 to 1120 and encodes 344 amino acids.